ACAAGAAUAUUACAAGAAUAAAUGAUCUAUGGGGAUUGCCUACUUCCAAUUUUGGACAAAGUAUUAUAGCAAGAACAAGUCAAAAAAUUAUUGUAAAAGGCAAUAGAGAUAAGAAAACAGAACCUGGAAGGAUCAUUGUUGAUAGGGAACUGCAAACUCGA
Cetraspora pellucida is the source of this 161-nucleotide messenger RNA. The record is from the annotation of a GenBank genome assembly. Lineage: Eukaryota; Fungi; Glomeromycota; Glomeromycetes; Diversisporales; Gigasporaceae.